AUGAUAACUGGGAUGAUGCGCUUAAUACUGAUGAUUGCCAAACAAAGCUUAAGGCAGCCAAAAGAGAUAAGCAGGUUUCUAUCCCCACAAAUGGGGAAUGGUCAGCUCAGAUCACAGGCUCGAUAUCACAGAGUCGUAGACCUCAUGUAUGAUAUUUCGCAAUUUCAGACUGUGAUAACCUAUUGAAAGAAAAACAAAAGAUCAGGAUAG
Molecule: messenger RNA, 210 nt
Organism: Blepharisma stoltei
Lineage: Eukaryota; Ciliophora; Heterotrichea; Heterotrichida; Blepharismidae
Source: the annotation of a GenBank genome assembly